Molecule: messenger RNA, 585 nt
Organism: Fusarium poae
Lineage: Eukaryota; Fungi; Ascomycota; Sordariomycetes; Hypocreales; Nectriaceae
Exons: 1
Coding region: 1-585 (194 amino acids)
Source: RefSeq, a predicted model, not a curated record
AUGAGUCACUCGCAGUCUGCGCCUAGCAAGACAUCGCAGCAAAUCAUAAAACUCUUAGUCUCAACUAUCGCACUGUCAAUUGUAUUCGGUACAAUUCUACCAACCAAGUUUCUUCGCCUUCUCCCCGUCAUCUCGUCGAUUGUCAGUCUACAGUUUGCGUACGAUGAAUACACAUUCCUCGCUUGUUGGACCAAACGUCAAUACCAAUUACAGGCCAAUGAACUUCUGCCGCUAUGGUUCACCAACUGGGCGCCAUCAGGAACCAAAGUUGUCUUUGGAAGCUUUACAUUAAGCUUGGCGAGUGGGCUGGCGAACGUCGUAACUAUCUGGAACGAUACGGGAGAUCAGAUCACCACCCUGUCUUACAUGGCUGGAACUUUGUUUGCAGCCGGUCAUCUGUUUGUUUUUGGACCGAGAGCAAUAAAGUUGUUGGCCAAAAUUCGGCGAAACGAUGAUGAUGCUCAGAGCACGGAAUCGUUAGAGCUGUGGUUGAAGAUGCAUCUGACAAGAUCACUCGUGGUGGACUCUCCAGCUGUUCUUUGCUUCAUCAUCGGUCUACUAAACGCCACAGAACGUGUUAUAUAA